AUGGAGUUUCAAUCUCCAAUUAUUGCCGGUUCUAACUCAACUGUUACUGGCAAACUAAAUCUUCCUGGUCGAAGAAUAAAGCACUCACUCGAAAAGACAUCAGACAUGUUGGGGGCCAGUUGCCUCCCUUCUCCUAACCGACAUAAUACAAUGUCUUUUAUGUCUGAUGAUCUUAGCCACACUAUUUUCGAAAGUGAUCCUACAUUUACGAGAAUUGGUGCUGGUUUACAAAGGAAAAAUCUGGAUUCGACAAGAGCAGACUUAACAGUGAGCAAUGUAUCACGAAAGAAACGAAAUGAAGAACUCAUGAGCAUCCUUCUAGAAGAAGAAGUUCCAGGAGUAGAAAAUGUCUUAGAACUAUUUGAGAGAUUCCUCAAAACAUUUCAGUCAUAUGGGGCAGAACAUCAAGUGUUUAAUCAGUGUGCAGAAUAUGAGUCAGAAUGUGGAGAACAAGUAUCUGCUUUGCGAAAAUUGAUUCAAAUGGCCCCUCGUGGACACAACAAACUAUCACAAGCACAAGAAUUGGAGCAAGAACUGAGACUUGAGCGUGACACAUGGAGAUUGGUUGCAUCUCUCUACCAAGAUCGUUUAAACUCUGAAUUUCAUGACAGUGAAAUGGAGUCUGAUGAAAUCUGGAGUGGAUUGGAUGAUGUUACAAGUGAAGAUGACUUGGUAAAACAACUCUAUGACAAAAAUGCCAUAAUCAGACAGGCUCAGCUCGUAGUCGAUUGGCUGGAACAACGAGCGGCUGAUGUCUAUCACGAUUCCCAUUACAGCCAGGUGGAGUUUUACGGAGAUGCGGUUGCCGGCUGGGAAAAUACUCUUCAUUCUUUGGUCAGUAAAAAACGAGGGCUUAGUACAGAUAACGUCGAGCAAAAUAUGGUUACUCAAAUGGAUCCCGAUGCUCCUAACCGAGAACAAAACAGACGUCUUCACCCACUUGACAAAGAAGAUGAAAUGCGUUUGCUUCGUUCUGUAUUUGCUCGACUCCGUUGUGGACAGCUGGAUGAAGCCCAGCAGCUCUGUUUCCGAGCAGGUCAACCAUUUCGGGCUGCAAUUUUGGAAGGAUGGAAACUGUUUCAUGAUCCCAACAUGAAAUCUCGCACGGAUGUAGCCAACACGAAAGAGUCGCCAUCUGGAAAUCCUUAUCGUGACAUAUGGAAGACGAUGACUUGGAAAGAGUGCGAAAAUGUGCAGUUGUCGGAGGAAGAGCGCGCAAUCUUUGCUCUUCUUUGUGGACAUUUGAAAGCCCUUUUACCUGCCUGUCGUUCCUGGGAAGAUCAACUGUGGGCUCAUCUGCGUGCCAUGAUCGACCACUGUGUCGAGAAGGAACUUCGUCGCUGUGUCAAUUAUAAACGGCAACUUCAAAUUCUACCAGACGAAUAUUGGAAUCAACAGUUGACCGUCGAGUCCAUUUUCUCAACUUUAGCUGCCUCCAGAGAUAAGACUUUGAUCGCCCAAGGCCGUGACCAAUAUAGGAUCAUACAGCGCUACCUUAUUAUGGAUGAUGUUGACGGAUUACUUGAAGAAAUGUCGUCUUGGCUGAAACAAGGUGACAGCUGGAGCGUUCACCUACGCCCUCACAUGAUCCGGCUAAUGUCCCAUCUUGCUCUGUUCUUCCGGCGCAUCGGUCGUGGCUCAUGUGACGAUUCCAUCGGAUCCAUCCUGGAAGCUUACGUUCUACAACUUGUCAAUCUUGGACGAACUGAUUUGGCGGCUGUCUAUGUUGGACAAUUGCCUUUGCCAGAAGAUCAAAUUCGCCUGUAUGCUCAAUGCCUCGUUAUGGUAGAGGAACAGGAAGAAUCCUGUGACGACGAGGAGCGAAGGCGCCUCCUAUCUUUGGCCCAGGAUGUCGGACUUGAUGUCAACGCUAUCGCCAAACAAGUUGUAAUCAAACUUUGCGACCAGGGCGGAAUGGUCCAACACGUCACUGAUGCUUCUCUACAGGUAGCGACCACGGCAGAAGAUGAACGCCGGAUACGUUCACUGAGCUGGUUGUUAAUGGAUCCGUCAAUGCGAAGUCAAUUGCUUAUCCAAGCCAACACUCUCAUGCGGGGAUACCUUCUCCGUCGUCAGAUUGAAGCUGUGAAGCUGACGUUCCAGUUGACUCCACCCGACACAGUCGCCAUAUUGACCGAACUAUGGGAAUCACGAACUGGAUUGACGGAUUUGCCCACUGAAGUCGAGGCUGCUGUCCGUGAAUACCUUUGCAUCCAGACUUACAUUGAUGCACUAGACGCCUUUCAAGAAUGGUUCACACGUUUCCAUCACUCCAAGCCCAAGAAAACAGAAGCUACCGUUCAACAACAGCGAGGAGGAGCCAGUUCUCAACUAUCAUUCACUGAAAACUUACUCAAAGAACAGCAUCUUAAGCAACAUCAAGUUGAAAUUCAACGCUGGCAGGCAGCCGUCGAUUCCCUCACGCAAUCAGCUAUUGACAAACUGUAUAACGUCCUACUUUUUCCUGACGGAGGCUGGAUGGUUGAUAGCAUGUCCUUCGAGGAGGAAAAUUCUCCCCGACAACAGCAACAACAGUUGUUGCGACAAACUUGCAUCCCACACGCAGCCCUGCUACUUUGUAAUGUCUUGACGAGCACCCAUCGUUACAGCCAAUGCCUUGAACUGGCCAAUGUCAUUGCUAGUGAACAACAAUCCCUUUAUAAGGUUUGCUCUGCUGAACAACUGGCUCAGCUGACCAAACAUUUGCGCCAAUCUUACGUCAGAUUGCUGGAUAUUGGUGAGACCCCUUAAAACAAAUUAUGAAGUGUUUCCAAUUUUGCUGUCAAUUUUCUCUUAAACCAAUUUCCCUUCUUAAAACAAUAAAGAAUAAAAUUAAUAAUUUGGUAAUAGUUA
Molecule: messenger RNA, 2853 nt
Organism: Daphnia pulex (common water flea)
Lineage: Eukaryota; Metazoa; Arthropoda; Branchiopoda; Diplostraca; Daphniidae
Gene: Nup107
Product: nuclear pore complex protein Nup107-like
Exons: 5
Coding region: 1-2751 (916 amino acids)
Biological process (GO): protein import into nucleus; regulation of DNA-templated transcription; mRNA export from nucleus
Cellular component (GO): nuclear pore outer ring; nuclear pore
Molecular function (GO): structural constituent of nuclear pore
Source: RefSeq, a predicted model, not a curated record